This is a messenger RNA of Phasianus colchicus (ring-necked pheasant), 5567 nucleotides long. It is a transcript of the gene CAST, whose product is annotated as calpastatin. Lineage: Eukaryota; Metazoa; Chordata; Aves; Galliformes; Phasianidae. Gene Ontology annotation, cellular component: cytoplasm. Gene Ontology annotation, molecular function: calcium-dependent cysteine-type endopeptidase inhibitor activity. The record is from RefSeq and is a predicted model, not a curated record.
AAUAUAUAUAUAUAUGUGGCAAAAAAUUAGUUAGAUCUUGGUAGAACUUUCAGCACCUUUUUAUCCACAGGCAUAUCACAGUAACUGGAGACCUUUGGAGUUUGAGUAUGGUAAAGAAACACGAACCUGUGAUUCUGCAUUCCAAUUUGUCUGCCAGUAUGUUGGAUUAAGUAUAAAUGUACCCACAAAGUGCAUAUCUAAAUGACUGUUUAAAACAUAAAGCCAGUGAUUUUAAAUACUUGCUUCCACUGCACAUGUGUUCCUGCAGCUGCUGCUGUUGCUCCAGCUGAUAUACACUGAACAAGCAAUUUUUGGACUACCCAUCAUCUUCUGUGUUCAUGAUCAGCCCUUGGCAGACCUCCCAGAGCCAUGUAAAAUUUCAGCAUGUAUCUGUGGGUUUGCUCACUUGCAAGAGAAACGCAGAUGCUAUGAAGGAAUUGUUAGAAAAUGCAACAGAAAAAAACCAACAACGUGACUUAGAAACUUUAUCAAUCUCCAGAACACUGCAGGUGUAUGCAGAUGCUGCAAGAUCUGGAUUAAGGCUCCGUGCUCCUUUCUGCAACUAUCCCAUGCUGAAGGGCAUCCACCACGCCCUCUGAGCUAGGCAGGGCUGUCAUGUUAUGCACAGACUGAUGCAGGUUGAAUUCUUCCAGAAUAUGUCCUUCUGUGUAGGUAUGUAUGGCAGACCUGAAUGGGAUUUCUGAGGGUCAUUUCAAACAUCAUGUCUGAUGCCUAACUUCCCAACAGAAAGCUUAAAAUUGACCUUGUGCUGGAUCAGCAGAACCCUCAACACCCUGCAGGACACUGAUCAGCAAGAAGCUUUUCCUGUAUUACUGCCUCAUUUCUGGGUGACUCCAGGAUUUCAGUCACUGACGGCUUUGGUUGCUGUCACAAGGCAUGUAGCAAUAGAAGGGGUGAAGCACACAAAGUUGCCUGCGUGGAGUGCUGUGUCAGACAGGCCUUCUGCCUGCAGCUGAAAAACUCCGUGCUGUUCUUCCCGUCACAGUGAACUCAUGUGCUUAAAAUUUUAGACAGAGUGGAAAGCAAAACCCAUACUUGCUAUUGAAUCACUUCAAAGGCCACUGAUGAGUGCAUGGAGUGCAGGAAGAGCAGGCAAUGCCUCAGGCAGGGGAUGUGCCCUACCCACGCUGCUUCUCACCUGGAGGCUGAAGCCAUGCCGAGGCCUCGCAUGCGCCCGCCCAUCCAACAGAACUGACUGGGGCUGCUUCCCAGCGGCCGGCUUUGAUCUGUGUCUGGGACGGACUUUUGUCCUCACGCUUCAGGGAGUGUGGCUGGUAAGGGAGAGAGCACUCCCUGAAAACUUCUUGUUCCUCCUGUUGGUGUUUGUGACCUCAGCACACACAUACGUGUCCAGAAACCACUGCUGCUCUUAUUACCCUUAUUAUAGAGAAUAACUAUUUUGAUCAGUUACUCAGUCAUGAUUCAACUUCCAACAGCUUUGUGUGACCGCGACAACCUCUGCCGUAUUUUGGAACAGCUGUCAGUACUGUUGUCAGUCAGGAGCUCAGUUCUGUGAGGACUCUGAGGGCUGGGGUACUGGGAAAGCUUUCUGACCAAGUACGCAGUGAGCGCCACUGACGGAGCCUCAGUGCUGCGGGACACGUCUCAGUCCCAGGCUGAGGCCACGGGACGAGCAGCCUUACGCUCAGGACUGUCGGAAUCCACAAGCCUUGCCAAGAGAAUGCGAGAAAAGGCCUUUCACGGGGGGAGAAAGCAGUAAAACUGUCAGUAACUCCACUUGAAAGUUGGAAAGUGUCGACACUUCCCCCUCCCGCCCCCAAGCCUUAACAACAACCACACAACGCAAGCCGCUCCCGCGUUGGAGGAGCGAGCUGGGACGCCCUGCCCUGGCCCCCCCGGCCCCCCCGGCAGGAAGAGGAGGGACUGGGCGCGCGGCUCGGCAGCGCUCUCUGCUCCGCGCCGCAACCGGUCGCCCCCCGCCCGCAGCGGCACCGUGCGCCAUGUCCCAGCCGGGCUCGGGGCCCCCCGGCCCCGCCGCGCAGGGCGACAAGAAGGCAAGUGGAACUUCUUCCAAAUCAGGAGAGAAAAAAGAAGCAACAGAGAAGUCAGCAAGUGCUAAUGUCAGUCAGCCUUCCGAAACGCAGACAAGUGGAGCACCGUCUGCUGCUAAGAAGCAGUCUCCCUCUGCGGAUGCAUCAAAACCACCCAUUAUGAAGCCAUCAGAAGCAAAGCCCACACCAACGAGCCAAACAGAACCUGAAAAAACUGCACAGUCAGUGAAGCCAUCAAGCUCUCAAAAUAAUCAACCAGUUGAAGAGAAGCAAAAGGAAUCCAGUGGUGCAAAAAGCCCAAUUGCACCUUCUGUGGUAACAGCUUUUAAGCCAAAUAAUACCGGGAAGGAAACUACAAGUCAAGCUGAGUGGCCUUCAAAAGCAACCUCUUCAGACACAGCACAGGCUGAAAAGACAUCCACAGCAGAUGGUGCAGUUGCAGUGGGUGCAGGUGCUGUUGCUAGUAUGGUUGCUGCAGCUGAUAAACCAAAUACUGAGCCUGCCAUGGAUGAAUCAGCACUGGACAGCUUAAUAGAUACACUGGGUGGAUCUGAAGAAGAUGUGGCUACUAGACCAGUUUACACUGGUCCGGAAAUUACGGAAAAUAUUUCUUCGGAAUACUUGGAAGAACUGGGUAAACGAGAAGGUAGCCUCCCUCCAGAUUACCUUGCAUUAUUGAAGAGCAAAGUGGAUGGCAAAGAUGGAGGCCUACCAAAAGUGGAUGAACUUUCUGAAAAACCAAUGACAGAUGAUGAGCUUGCAGAUGCCCUGUCAUCUGACUUUACCUGUAGUAUUGCUGCUGCUGAAGAAAAGAAGACAACAGAGAAACAAACUAAGGAAGGAGAAAUCAUACAAGCACAAGCAGCAAGUUCAGUGAAGACUUCAGUUCCUCCUAAAGAGAAGAAAACAAAAUCAAAAGAGGAAAUCAGAGAGGAUGCAAUGGAAGCUCUAAUGGCUACUAUUGGUGGACCUGAACCUGAACCCGAACCAGAAGAUGUUAGCACUGUUGUAGAGGUGUCAGAGGCAAAAGCUAAAGAGAAAAAAGAAAAAAAGGCUGGAGAACGUGAUGAUACAAUACCUCCAGACUACAGGCUGACUCCAGAGCUGGAUAAAGAUGGAAAACCAGUACUCCCAAAGCCUGAAGAAAAACCUAAGCCUUUGAGUGAAUCUGACCUUGUUGAUGAAUUUUCAAAAGACUUCGCCAGCCCUGCACAGCCUGCAGUACAAUCCAAGCCAUCAAAGUCCAGCAGCACAUCCAAAAAGCCAUCGGCUCCUGCAUCUGCAAAAACUGCGAAGGAUGAAGUAGUCCCUCGUGCCACAGCUUGCUCUGUGCAGUCUUCAGCUCCAACAUCUGUGUCUUCUGUUGGUCAUGUAGCCGAUGAAGCACUAGAAGCCUUGUCCAGUGGUCUAGGAAAGAGGGAGCCUGAUCCAGAAGAAAAGAAACCUGCUGUGGUCAAAGUUAAGGAGAAAACCAAGCAGAAAGAACACAAAAAACUGGGUGAAGAUGAAGAAUUAAUUCCUCCAGAGUACAGAUCAACAGAUGCAAAAGGUAAAGAUGGAAGACCACUGUUAAUAAAACCUGAAGAAAAGUCCCAGCCUAUGAGUGAAAACGAUCUGUUAGAAGGUUUGACAAAAGGAUUUUCUCCAGCCCAACCUGCACCAUUACCUACACAAACUGUAAAAAAGAAAACCAAAGCGGGUAAAAAAACUGCAGAUUCUUCAGAUGUUAUCUCUGCUUCUACAGUUUCCUCAGUGCACUCAGCAGCUCCCCUAGCUUCUACAUCGGGAGGGAAAGAGAUGGAUGAUGCCUUGGAUCUCUUGUCUGAUUCCCUGGGACAGAGAGAACCUGAUCCUGAUGAGAACAAACCAGUUGUGGAUAAAGUAAAGGAAAAAACUAAAUCUGAACACAGAGACAAACUUGGAGAAAGAGAUGAUACUAUUCCACCUGACUUUCAAAAACUUCUGGGGUCAUCUGAUGAGGGUAAACCUGCCAAGCCAAUACCAAAGGAUGCUCUGAAAAACAAGGAACAGAAGAAGCCUACAGAUGAGUCUGCUGCUAUCGAUGCCCUGUCAGGUGACUUUGAUACUAGUCCGAAGACUUCUGCCACACCACAGCACUCAAAGUGUAGGAGAAAAGUGGAAAGGAAACCAUCACCACUAAAGCAACCUCAAAGGAUGAAAGAAAACCCAAGGAUCAUAAAAAGGCAAGGGGACAGUCCUCCAGCAGCAAAUCUGAGAAGCAGAAAACAAGCUAAACGUUAACCUUUCUAGGAUGUUGGCACGUGAUGUGAAGAGUCUUCUUUUUACUGGGGAUAAUUAUUGCUGCAAAAGCUGGUGCAAAAAGCAUGUAGCUAUUCUAGGUGUUUUUUGUACUGUGGUAUUUCCUGGACUUUUUUCAUUUUUUCCUUUUUUCCAGUAGUAGAUUAGUUGUUUUUUUUUUCUAGCCUUUCAUUUUAUUGUACUGAUAUGCUUUAAUUUUUUUGUAAUUUUCUUGAGUUCUCAGAGGGAAAGGAUGCUUUAUAUUUGUAAGAAGUAUAUUUCAGAAAUUAAUAGCAAUGCCAAAAAAGAAAAAGCAAACUUUUGCACAUAAUCUCCACAUAGUGCCUGUAAAUCUCAGAAGAAUUUGCAUGUGCUAGCAGUUUUAACAUUGCAGUGAGUGUAAUAAGUAUUCUGGAAUAUAAUGAGCUUUAGUUAUCACCAGCGCAUCUCAGCCUGGCUGUACACAGUCUUUCCUGACUUUUUCUUGGUAAGAAAACACAGAUAAGCUGUGGAGGCAUAAGGAAUGAGGAACUGGUGAUCAGCUGCUUCAUCAGGAAUAAUAAAACAGGUAGUUUUUGAUGAUGCCUUUGCUGUAGCUAAAACCAUAGCAAAACCACUCCAGAUCAUAUGGACUUUUUUUUUUAAUUGCAAUUGCAUCUGUGCUCUUUCAUGAUUUCAGGAGUCUCCUGCACUGAAAAAAUAAAAAUCACUGUGUACCACCAACACCAUUAUAAUCACACAAGAGGAAAAAAAGAUCUUUGCAUAAACCUUAGCAAAGAUCAAAGAGAAAUUAAUGUUGACAGCUGGGCCAUUUUGUUUGUUUGUUUGUUUUUCCUUUUUUGCUGUUUCUGUUCCUCACACUCCAAGAGGGAAUACAGUAGAACAGAAUUUAAUGCAGCAAGGAACAAUGUCAUUUUCACCAAGUCUUCAAGAUAACAGGCAAGAGCAGGCACCCUCUAGUACGUCUGUUGCAGGUAGAGCUUUUGAGACUUAGGCAUACCAAGUUAUUCCAUUUGUUUACCUCUGUCUUCAUUACUUGCAAAACAUCUUUUUGCACAUCCUUACACAUAUACUGCUUUGCUGUUAGCUUACAGAAGAAGGUCAUACUAGGGGUCAGUAUUUGCAAUGAUUCCAUUACCUGAUUCUAGUAUGAUGUGUGGCAGACAGAGGUGGCCUUGAGGUGAAAGUUGGAGGAUAAUCAAUCAGAAUUUUGACUGUACUCUGCAGUCUGUACUGAGAACCUGUGUCACACUAAUAAAGUUUUAAAGAAUGCAC